CCAGCCCAGAUUUUCUUGAAUCUUCGCCACACUCUGUUAAGGCCAAUGGCCGGCGCCUGCGUGAGGGGCAACUUGCCCAAUCACUCGGGUUGUAGGGGAAGGGCUGUCUCGUGACACCGUGGCCACACAUGCAACGACCCGGCCCAGAUCGCCUGGGUAAGUGCGGGCCCGCGGGAGCUGUGAAAGCGCGCGGGGACCGGCAGGGCGCGUGCGCAGCAGCCCCGGCACCCGAUUGGUUGCCAUGGGCCGGGGGGCGGAGUCCUGCGUGCCGCGCGUCCUCCUGCCGUAGCUUCCGCGUUGCAGCCCCAGCCCUGGAUUCCUAGCGGGAACCGGAGUCCCGGCGGUGGCCCGCUCGCGGCGGGGCCGGGACCUGAGCUAGGAGCCGGAGUCAGGUUAGAAGCCUGGCUGAGGCGGCUACGUCUCUGUGAGAUGGACGGGACGGAAGGCAAUGCUGGACAGCCCGGGCCCGCAGAGCGGUCCCAUCGAAGCAGUGUGUCCUCUGUGGGAGCCCGAGCAGCUGACGUGCUGAUAUACCUGGCGGAUGACACGGUUGUGCCCCUGGCUGUGGAGAACCUGCCCUCACUUAGUGUCCAUGAGCUGCACCGCGCAGUCCGUGAGGUCCUGCAGCUCCCAGAUAUCGCUCUGGAUGCCUUUGCACUUUGGCUUGUCUCUCCUCUGCUGGAGGUACAGCUGAAGCCCAAGCACCUGCCCUACAAGCUGGGCCGCCAGUGGCCAGAGCUGCUGCUGCGCUUCACCGACGCGCCAGAUGAUGAUGUGGCCAUGGAUGAGCCUUCCCUGCAGUUCCGAAGGAAUGUGUUCUUCCCAAAGCGGCGGGAGCUCCAGAUCGAGGAUGACGAGGUCCUGCGGCUACUCUACGAAGAGGCCAAGGGCAACGUGUUGGCCUCACGGUACCCCUGUGACGUGGAGGACUGUGAGGCGCUGGGUGCCCUCGUGUGCCGUGUGCAACUUGGGCCAUACCAGUCUGGCCAGCCUACGGCCUGCACUGUGAGGGAGAAGCUGGACUCCUUCCUCCCUGCACACCUCUGUAAACGGGGCCACAGGCUCUUUGCUGCCUUCCGAGGCCGUGGGGCCAAGGAUGGGCCAGGAGAACAGGGCCUGCUGAAUGCCUACCGCCAAGUAAAGGAAGUGGUUGGCGGCGAUAGUGGGCAUGAGGCCACCCUGGGCACACACUACCGUGCCUACCUCCUCAAGUGCCAUGAACUGCCCUUCUACGGGUGUGCCUUCUUCCACGGCGAGGUUGACAAGCCAGCCCAGGGCUUUUUGCACCGAGGUGGACGCAAGCCAGUGGCCGUGGCCAUCAGUCUGGAGGGCGUGCAUGUCAUCGACAACAGGGAGAAGCACGUCCUGCUAGGCCUGCGUUUCCAGGAGCUGUCAUGGGACCAUACCUCCCCUGAGGAGGAGGAGCCUGUCUUGUGGCUGGAAUUCGAUGGGGACAGCGAGGGCACACCUGUCAACAAGCUCCUCAGGAUCUACUCCAAGCAGGCUGAACUGAUGAGUAGCCUCAUUGAGUACUGCAUUGAGCUAAACCAGGCCACAGAGGCCACCGCUCACCAGGAGAGCAUAUCCGGGCCCCCCUCAGCUCCUACCUCCUCACCAUCCCUGACUCAGCGCCCCAAGCUGCGGAGGCAGGGCAGCGUGGUGUGCAGCCGUAUCCAGCAUCUCUCCACCAUCGACUACGUGGAAGAUGGCAAGGGGAUCAAGCGGGUGAAACCAAAGCGCACCACAUCCUUCUUCAGCCGGCAGCUCUCCAUGGGCCAGGGGAGCUACACUGUGGUGCAGCCCACCGACAGCCUGGAGCAGGGCUGAAGGCAGCAGAACCAGGCAGGAGGGCACAUGGGGGAGACCCUCAGCACUCAGAGUCUGCAGGUAUUUCAGAUCAUGGAGAAGGAACUUCUGUGGCUGGACCAUGCCUGGGUUGUGCAGAGCUGCCUGCCCCUCUCCUGAGGGUCCCUCCCUCACGGUCUCCUUUCCCCUAGACUCUGGGCCCAGCUGCUAUCUCAGAGACAUCUGGUCAGGCCCCAGCUGCCUUCUCCCACCCAGAGACUCACCUUUAUGCCCAUUUCAAAAUGGACAGUGUCCCCUGCUCUGAAAUUUUAUUGGCAGCUCUGAUGGCAGGUGGCUGAGGGUUAUAGCUUGGGACCCUCAGGCCCUGUGUGUGCCUUUGGCCUUUCCCCUAGACUUUGGUGACACCUCCCCACCUUCCUUCAGCUGGCAUUUAAUCACCAAUUCCAGGCUGAACAGCUGCUCUGAGGAGGGCAGGAGGGGGCCUCUCUGAGUUGAAUCAUGGUGGAAACAAAGUGAAGGUCCUCACCCUGGAUCUUCCUGGAGGGGACGGAGCCUAACAGGGUCCCGUAAGGUUGAGGUGGAGGGCCCUGUGCCACUUACUCCAGUCUCCCUUGCAGGCACGAAACACUCUGGCAAGAAGGAAGGUGCCUUUUUGUUAGCCUCGGUGAAGUCACUGUGCUGGGACGUGGCUGUCCUAUGAUAACAGGCCCACCAGACCCACACUCAAACUGCGAAAAGCUCCUCAAACCCCCUGGGUACUAUGCUGGGCCCAGGGCCUCUCAGCAGAUGAGUAAAACUUGCCCUUUCCUCCCAGUGUCCUGGGUCUUCGGGUUUUAGUUUUGGUCUUUGUUCAUCUGCUUUGGUUCUAUGAAGUCUGUGAACUUUUGGCAACUCGAGAAACCAGCCUCGUUAACCUCAGAGCUGCUGGCUCUCCUUCAGAGACAGCGCUGUGGUUUACCAGGGGGCCAGCCUGUGAAAGGCCCAGUAACACGGAACAGUGUCUUCUUUCUCAAGGAUGUUUGGAAAGGUGGCUUUGAUGUGGAUGCUUGGCUUCACUUUGCCCCAGCUUUGCCCACCUGAAGACAGUGGCACAGUCUCUCCCUGAUGAGCUGGGCUUCUUCCCAGGAGGGGGGCUUUGCCAGCCCCUGGGCCUCACACUGGUGGGUGUUUCCUGGGACUUCUGCAGAAGAGAGGCAGGCCCUGGUCAGGUGGGGCCUUUGUCUUCCCUUCCCAGCGGGGGCCUGUGGGAGAGGAAAUGCCAGCCUCUCAGCAGGUCUGAGAACCUGUUCACCUCCUCCAUCGGUAGCUGAAUACUCCGGUUUUGAGGUGAGCCAGUCUCCUAGCAGCAGCAGCUUUGUUAUUUGUCAUAAUAAAUAGAUGGGGAGGUGUCCCCAGCCUUUUGGAAUGUCCCAGGCAUGGGGUGGUGUCAGCUACCACAUCUGGACCUGUCCUGACCUUACUGAGCUGCCCAGUCCUUGCUGGCUCCAGCCAUCUUGUUAUCUCAGUCCCACUGACUGUUGUGAUUCUGGGGAAUUAUCUGAUGGGUGGACCAGGGUGCGCACACAUGUGCACGCCCAUACACAAACUACAUAUUUUUCCUCCUCUGCCUAUUCCUUAUAUUUUCUGAGCAUCCAUUGUGCCUUAACCUUUUCUGCCUGCCCUUUGGGACAAAGCAGUAUUUCACUAAAUGCCCUUUGACUGUUCUCAUUCUUUUGUAUCAUGUGACUUAAUAAUAAAAUCAGUUUCU
This is a messenger RNA of Nycticebus coucang (slow loris), 3553 nucleotides long. It is a transcript of the gene FRMD8, whose product is annotated as FERM domain containing 8. Gene Ontology annotation, biological process: negative regulation of canonical Wnt signaling pathway. The coding region runs from base 430 to 1827 and encodes 465 amino acids. The record is from RefSeq and is a predicted model, not a curated record. The transcript has 11 exons. Gene Ontology annotation, cellular component: plasma membrane; cytoskeleton. NCBI's taxonomy places the organism in Eukaryota, Metazoa, Chordata, Mammalia, Primates, Lorisidae.